CCGACGGAUUAGCCAGUUGUCUUGUCCGCAUUCAAUUUCAAAGCCGUCCAACUUUGUCUUAAUUGGUUCGAACUCUCUAGAAAUCCCAAAUUAAGCACACAGGUUUCCCACAUUUUUCAAUCACGUCCUUUUCAACGUUUAUACUUUCACCCUGACUCCCACCUAUAUAUAUACCUCCUGUUUUCAAAGAAUCUUCCCCAAAAUUGCAACCAAACCGAACUUUCUCUCUCUAAAAAAAUAUCAAAACGAAAACCGAUCGUUUCUCUCUUUAUAUAAUUAUACCAAUCACCGAUACCGAUAAUAAUAUUUUAUUCGUUCGGCGGUUACAUUUCGCGUUUUUCUGUAAAUGCAUCUGUAUUUGUGUGCUCGUAUGCAGAGUUCCAUUGUACUGCGGAGCGACGCGGAGGGUGAUUGAAGGAAGCGGUUUUGCUGAUCGGCGGCUGCAGUCGGUGAUCCUGAUUUUUGCUGAUCGAAAGUUCGUUAAAUUACUGAAUAUAUUCGGAUCAUUUACGUUUCUUGUUUAAAUUUUCCGUGUUUGAUCGUGUAAUCUUUUGGUGGUUCUUGGGAGCUACUGUUGUUGUUCGUUUACCGGUGAAUUGUUUGUUGUGGAUAAUUUUUUUUUUUAGAGUUUUGAAGGUACGAUUUCGAGAUAAUUUGCCGUGGUCGUUACUGGAUUGUGUUGAUUGCUCUAAUGUAGCGUGCUUGUGAUGUUACUUCACCUCUUUUGGGUUGAAUUGUUUACUGAUUAAGCAGGGGAUGGUAUCAGGAUGGAUGUCCUAGCUUCGGUUGUUGUUGCUGUUAAAUGGCUUUUGUUGUCCUUGGUGUUGUGAUUUUCUCUUUAUCUUUUAAUUUUGAAUGUGUGUGAACUGAGAUGUGUUUGGAAAUCGGUGAAAGAGUUUUGUGGGAGGUUGGGACGAUUAUGUUAGAUCUGUUUACAAAAGUUCAUCACGUAUCGAUUUCUUUAUCUGAUACUUUCUCUGUGAAUAUGAAAAGGUUCUAUGUUUUACAGACGUGUUAACUGAUUUGUUUCAUGAAUGGUUAUGUUGCAUUGAUUCUUUUCACUUGGUAUGCUAUCUGCAAUUUUGAAUAUACAUCCUUUCAAGAUUUGUUGAUCAAUCCUCCAAGGUGAAAUGAUAGAAUUUCCAUUGUGCGUGCUUGGUUUGGAUGUUUAAAGUUCUAGCUUGAGUUUUAGCCUUUGCCGCGCAAAAUUUAUAGUUUUGGCUGAAAUGAUUUUUUAGGGUUUAGUUGUGGAGGAAUUGCGUAAGAAAAUUUCUUUUUUCGACCUUGAGUAUGACCUGGCAUGAGCCGAUUGUUUGUUGACUUGUAUCUUGUGUCUGUCUCGAUAAAUUUGGUUGGGUUGUAUUUUACAGUUGUUGACUCCUUAUGAGUGUCCUACGUGACUAGGAGAAUGGGAUAGCUUUUCAAUCUUACCUUUGCGUGAUAUCUAGCAUUUCGUCUCUCAGAUGUUGCUUUUGGGGCAAUAUGUUGUCGUCUUAUAAAUUAUUGUUGUGGAAACAGUCUUUCUUGGUAAUCACGAGGUUUUUUUUUACUGUGCUUUUCUAAAUUUGUUGCAAGUGCGUUUUGUUAUGUGGUUGUUGGACCUUUACGUCAUCAGGAUUGAAGUGUAAAUUGAUUUAAAUAGUUUGGCUUUAAUCUUACUUUUGUCGAAUUUUGCUAAUUUUUCCCCCACUGUUGUUGUCAUGAUUUCUGUGCCAUAUUUUGUUGUGUGUUAUUCCCUCGGCAACCGUUCUGGGUUCAGCAUUUUUAUUUCUUUUUUUGUACGUGUUUCAAAUACUUCUAAGGAAUUGAUGAUGUGUUGGUGCUUCGGAAGUUUAGUUUAUCAAGUAUCUAUAAAGACUUGGUGAACUUGUUUGGGUCUUCUAUUCAAGAUGCAUUGCCACUCCCGCUGAGGAAAAUAAAGAACAUCCAAAGCAGGAUGAAGUGUUUGGCUGCCUUUGCCAAAAUGUUUUCCCCAGCGUUUUUUCUUCUUUUUUUUUUUUUUCUAUAACCCUCUUUAGUUCUGGUUUGUCUCUUACUAAUUAUAAGAAUGCCUAAAUGGAGAAGGGGCAGCAGUACACGGAAGCCGUAGAUAUAAUAAUAUUUUCAUAAUUAUAGACAGUAGGUUUAGUGUCUGUUGUACAUAGAAUUGUGAUAUUGCCACUAGGAUGUUUCCCCAAUCCCGAGUUUCAGCUGGUUCAUUUGAAUCGUAUCCUGGAUAUUUUCUCGUAGCGUAAUCUGAACUUUAAGGACAGAAUCUUGGGUCAGUCGCUUUUCCUUCCCGUAGUUUUUAAAUGUGAUAUAAAUGAGAUCGUCGUCAACGAUGGGUUUUAUUCACCUCUGAAUACGGUGACCUUUUCUUUGGAAACCAUUAUGGAUUUUGUUUGGAAAGUAUUGACCUGUCUUUCUAGCUAUCCUCAUUUUUUGUGGCCGAUACUAAACUUAAGAGAGAAGUCGGAGUCCAAAUAAGAAAGUUGUUUUGAUUAAAUCUAGUAGGAGAAUAGUGGUCUCUGGAUUUUUUAAACAGAGUCACCUUGAUAGUCCUACCUCUUGAUUUCGAGUAUCUACAAGCUGGCAGCUGCGAGGCAGAAACCAUGGAAAUAUUUCUCAAAGUUAUAGUUUUCCACUUGAAUGAAGAAGAUAAGAGUUUCAUCUCUUGAUUUUAGAAGUAUUGUAAUUUCUUGUUAUUCAAGAGGAGAUGGUGCAGAAUGGCGGACUGAGGUGGUGUGUCGUUUAGGUGGAUUUGGACUUCUUCGGGUUUGAAGUGAUCAUGCACUGGUUAUCAUCCCCUGCUGGAAGAUCUGAAGUCCACAUAUCUGCCUGCUUGAUAAUAUAAUUAUUUUGGGUUCUUGUAGAUCUUCUUGUUUUGCUGAAUGGAGCUCAUGGAUGGUUCUUGGAAUUAGUUAUUGCUGAUUUCGCUUGGUCUGCCGCAAUGUGCAAGAAAAGCUACAUUGUCUUGGGCGGUUUGCCUGUAGGAUGGAAACUUUCAUGCCUUUGUAGGGUUUAGAAUUUUUCCUAAACUUGCUCCUGAAUGCAGGUGAUUUGAGCUUACUGCAAGCUGCUAGGCAGUUACUUGCAUAAUUGGGCUCCAAUGGGAGAGGCUAUUCUUGAUCAAUCUAGGGAUUCGGUUGAGCCAAAAGGUUCAAUGACAGGAAGUUGCGGAAACAAGAUUGAGACAUGUGAUUUGCAUUUACAACAAUCCGAUGGUGCUGUUGAAGAAACUUGCAAAAUUAGCGGUACUGACACCCUGGAUAAAGGCUAUAUGGAGUAUGGGUGCUCUCACUACCGUCGAAGGUGCCGCAUUAGAGCCCCUUGCUGCAAUGAAGUAUUUGAUUGUCGUCAUUGUCAUAAUGAAGCAAAGAACAAUCUCAAGGUUGAUCAAAAGCUGAGGCAUGACAUACCCCGUCAUCAAGUUAAGAUGAUUAUAUGCUCGCUAUGCGGAACUGAACAAGAGGUUCAGCAAAUUUGUGCUAAUUGUGGAGUAUGCAUGGGAAGAUAUUUUUGUGGAAUUUGCAAAUUGCUUGACGAUGAUACAUCAAAAGGGCAGUAUCAUUGUAUUGGUUGUGGCAUUUGCAGAAUUGGUGGACGGGAGAAUUUCUUUCACUGUUCCAAGUGCAGAUGUUGCUACGCGAAUGUACUGAGGAAUAGCCAUCCAUGUAUUGAAGGUGCAAUGCAUCAUGACUGCCCUGUUUGCUUUGAGUAUCUCUUUGAGUCACGAAAUGAUGUGAUAGUUAUGCCUUGUGGGCAUACCAUUCACAGGAAUUGCUUGGAGGAAAUGCAGGAACACUCCCAGUUUGCUUGCCCUUUAUGUUCAAAGUCAGUCUGUGAUAUGUCAAAAGUAUGGGAGAAAUUUGACAUGGAGAUUGCAGCAACCCCCAUGCCAGAGUCGUUUCAGAAUAUGAUGGUAAUCUUGGAUUCUGCCGCCUUACCUCUACUCUUUACUGCACUCCUCUUUAAGCACCUAAGUUACAGGAAUUUUGUAUCUUAAUAAGAAACUCGUUCUUUAAAUUCCAGACAUAUGCACCACAUGUCUGUAUCAUGCCCCGUGCAUAGCUGUGAUCUAGUGAUAAUUUCUGUCACAGGUUUGGAUUCUGUGCAAUGAUUGUGGAACGACUGCAGAGGUACCAUUUCACAUUGUGGCUCAUAAAUGCCCCAACUGCAAGUCUUACAACACCCGACGAACCAGGGGAUAGGCGGAUAAGUGCAUAACAGAGUACUUGACAGUUCGUCAGAGUCUUGGCAUGCUACUCCUCGAGUUGUGCACCCAUUGGUGCAGCACAUCAAAUUCCUUGUAGUAGAUUUGUUCCCGCAAUUCAUCGGGGAUGUUCUUCGAUUAUUGUGACCAUUUCUCGGAUGUUAAUUGCCCUUUUAGGCUCCUCAUAUUCAAAAGCAGACCUGCCAAACUUCAGAGGCAGACGCCAAUGGGCUUUAUGUUCAUUUUCCAGUUCGAUUUUUUGGUCUGAUAUGAAAUGGGAUCAAUAGACACAAAUAAGAAAUCUAUCGUCUACAGAUAAGAAAGCACCAAGAGUCAGUGUUAUCAAGCUCGGACCGGAGCUCGACUCGGCAUGGUGAGAGGGUCGGGGCGGGGUCGGGGCGAAUCGGCGGUCGACUCGGAUGACGUUAUAAUGACGUAAUAAAUAAUAAAUAAUAAAUAAUGAUAUUUUAAUUAAAAUUAUAUAUAUUUAUCAUUUAUGAAAGUCAAAUUAGUACUUUUUUGGACAAAGUUGAACUUGGAAGGUGGAUUAAGAUGAUGUAAUUAUUACUAAAUAAACAAUAUUUAGUUAUUUAAUACAUUUAAAAUAAAAAAAUAAACUUUAUA
Oldenlandia corymbosa var. corymbosa is the source of this 4816-nucleotide messenger RNA. Lineage: Eukaryota; Viridiplantae; Streptophyta; Magnoliopsida; Gentianales; Rubiaceae. The record is from the annotation of a GenBank genome assembly.